Messenger RNA from Diospyros lotus (date-plum), 1958 nucleotides. RefSeq lists its product as uncharacterized. Bases 245 to 1795 code for a protein of 516 amino acids. The record is from RefSeq and is a predicted model, not a curated record. NCBI's taxonomy places the organism in Eukaryota, Viridiplantae, Streptophyta, Magnoliopsida, Ericales, Ebenaceae. The transcript is spliced from 6 exons.
GCUAUCAUUUCCGGGGGCAUAUGAACAUAUCAAGUUGGAGCUAGAAGACGAAGAUAAUGCCUCUUUUCAAUUGACUUCUCUUCUUCUCGGAUCCCACCAAUUCUGCAACCUCCAAGAUUAAAAAAGAAAAAAAAGGAAUUCUUACAAUUCCCACUGUGUGUUCAAUCGCCAUUGUAGAAGCAAAGUGAUCUUAUCAAUCUUCAAGCGAGAAGAAGAAGAAGAAGAAGAAGAAGAAGAAGAAGAUAUGCAGCAUCUCUCCGGAAGCAUAUGGCCGGUGAGAACUGGGUUUCACCGGCGGUUUCCGUCGGCGAAGAAAGCUCCUUCAACCACAGGCGUUCUCCUCCUCUUGCUCUUCCUCACCAUCACCAUCACAGCCUUUCUCCUCUCUUAUUCCUCGGUCAACUCUCCUGGUUUCUAUGCUGCUAAAGCAAUAUUGGAGAAACCUGUGGUCGUCCCAAGAGUUGAGUAUCCACUCAACUGCUCCGCCGGGAACCAGACUCGAACCUGCCCGGGAAACUACCCGACUGUAUCUGAACCCGAAGCGGAGGACCCCCCGGCGCCGUCGACGAAUUCAACUUGCCCGGAUUACUUCCGGUGGAUUCAUCAGGAUCUACGCCCGUUCAUGGCGACGGGGAUCAGCAGGGAGAUGGUGGAGAAAGCAAAGAAGACGGCGCAUUUUAGGUUGGUAAUAGUGAAGGGGAAGGCUUACGUGGAGAAGUACAGGAAGGCUAUACAGACUAGGGAUGUGUUCACGAUAUGGGGCAUUUUGCAGCUCUUGAGGAGAUAUCCCGGCAGGCUGCCGGACUUGGAGCUCAUGUUCGACUGCGACGACCGGCCCGUUGUUCGGUCCCGGGAUUAUCGACCCAGCCCUAACGCCACCGCGCCACCGCCACUGUUUCGAUACUGCGGCGACCGAUUGACUCUGGACAUUGUCUUCCCGGAUUGGUCUUUCUGGGGUUGGGCCGAAAUAAACAUCAAACCAUGGGAUAGCAUCUUGAAGGAGAUAAAGGAAGGCAACCAGAGGAUCAAAUGGAUGCAGAGAGAGCCCUAUGCCUACUGGAAGGGAAAUCCUUUUGUAGCCGAAACAAGGAGAGAUCUCUUGACCUGCAAUGUCUCAGAGAAGCACGACUGGAAUGCCCGCCUCUUUGUCCAGGACUGGAUCCUGGAAUCCCAACAAGGAUACAAUCAAUCAGGCCUAGCAAGCCAAUGCACCUAUAGAUACAAGAUCUAUAUUGAAGGAUAUGCAUGGUCAGUGAGUGAGAAAUACAUUCUGUCUUGUGACUCAGUCACCUUGUUGGUGAAGCCACGCUUCCAUGAUUUCUUCUCAAGAAGCCUGCAGCCAGUCCACCAUUACUGGCCUGUAAGAGACGACGACAAAUGUAGAUCCAUCAAAUUUGCAGUCGACUGGGGCAACAAUCACAAGCAGAAGGCUCAAGCCAUAGGCAAGGCGGCGAGUGACUUCAUCCAGGAGGAGCUUAAGAUGGAUUAUGUAUACGAUUACAUGUUCCAUUUGCUAAAUGAGUACGCCAAGCUCUUGAGGUUCGAGCCUCGAGUCCCCGAUGGGGGAGUUGAGUUGUGCUCGGAAACGAUGGCUUGUGAUGCACUAGGGUUGCAUAAGAAGUUCAUGGUGGAGUCCUUGGUGAAGGCUCCAGCUUUGGGCAGCCCAUGCAGGCUGCCUCCACCCCAUGAGCCAAGUGUUCUUGCUGCCUUUGUGAGGAGAAGGGAGAAUUCAAUGAAGCAAGUGGAGGCUUGGGAGCAAAGGCACUUGAAGAGCAUUGAAGAUCAGCAGCAAUAGGUGCAUUUAAUUUGGAUUCAUUGCAUUUGAAUUGAAUUAAUGUUGAAGAAUGUAUACGUAUAUGAAUAAGUUCAUGUUAUCGAUCUACGUGCACGUGACGACCAAAAAAAAAGGAAUUUAGUCGUUCAUUUACUUCCUAUUAACGUUGAGAGUCUUGCCUGAA